AGUAUCAGAAUUAGUUUUGGCUUGGCUAGUUUGUGUUGUCUCAUCUUCAUGACCCUCGAGCUUUAGCUGCACAGAUGAGGUUUUGCCCCAGUAGACUUUCUAUCAACCCUGACGGAGCAUAGGUUACGUCUGAGCUUCUCCAGCCUCAGUUUUGCAUUGAUUGUGUACACAAAUCACCCAAGCGCUGUCACAAUCUUUGCGCUUCACUUGAUUUCGAUUUGAUCGUUUUCCAGACGAGUCGGUGCGCUACGCCGGCGGCCCCGUAAGUGUCAUCAUUGGUCUGAGCAAUCUUUUCAUCUUCUUACCGAAAACGCAAGUAGACGCGAUGUUGCUGAACCGGGACCGUCUUUUGCACUAUUUCGAGACCAGUUUCGGGCCUUUUCAGUACAACGCUGAUGCAUCCGACGAGAGACUCGCGAGGGAGGUCGAAAACAAUCUGGACAAACACUACCUCCCGUGCGUGAUCCUGCCGGUGAUUCACGUACGAGACCUGAAGCAAACGAUUCGCAACGUCGAAAAAGUGGAACGCGCAGGCCUGAAAGGCUGUUUUUUGAUCAACCAGCGCGAGCACGGGUCGGCCUAUCAUGGGCUGAUUUCUGCUGUAUCUACACGAAGUGGCACCCAAAGUAUGAACCAAUUUUACGGCUCAGCAGCAGGUGGACAGAUGGAUGGAAAGGGAACACAGCUGCUGAACGCAACUAGUAGUGCAGCAUCAACAUUAUCUUCAAAUAUCCACCGUCCGGCGGAAUCCCCUAGGCCAAUGGUGUUGAAGGCCAGUCAGGACCGGGCUACGGCACGCGAGAGUCAGGCAAUCAAGACGCCGCGCUACACUGGUUACGAUUUCCGGGAGAUGCUGCCGAUCGUGAUUGCGGUGCGCAAAAGGUUCCCGAAGCUCUUCAUCGGUGUCAACUUCCUGGGCGUCAACGGGGACAAGGCGUUUCCGGUGCUGGCCCGCCUCGCGCAAGGGGACUUCUCCGAUCUGCUUCCGCGAGUCCGCGCGGCGACUCUGGAAAAAAGUCUCUCGAAAGCGAGCUUGAUAGGGAAUAGACCCAACACUGCAUCGGAUCGUUUGUCGAAAGGUACUACGGCAGAAUUGUUCCCCCGACAACUACGCGCAGCAGUAGAUCAUCGGGCCCCGUCACCCCAAGUGUUGAAGGCGAAGCGGCAGAACUUCAUGAACAGUAAAUCCACUACCACGGAAGUAGCAGUAGGACACGGAGCUGCUCGUCCGGGAGACGAGGGAGUUGGCCCGCUCCAAGCUUCUGUUGAAAAGGCACCAUUGAAAUCAGCAUUUCCGGCGAGAAGCACAAGCACUCUGUCAACACCGGUUUCGUCCGCGAGAAGGGUUGAAAUUAUCGAAGUCGAGAAGAUGAUGGAAAGUUCGCACAAUCUCCCUCCACCAGCAGGAAGUAGGUCAGUAGAAAAUAGUAGUACAGACGCUACAGAGGAAAUUCUUCUACUCAGUGAAGACGGUCGCGAACACGACUUAAAAAUGGAGAGCAAGAAUUCCGCUUCUGCCACCUCUACGACAAGUAAGAGUAACAUUGUUGUGGAUCUACUACAACAAGAACAGGCGGACCUCAGCAAAGGUGACUCGCACGACGGUGAGACCACUCCAACUCCGGUACGAGAAAGCAAGCGGGUGCAGACAAAGAGUAAGACGGACGACGAAGUAGUGACUUUCUUUGUCGCCUCCAGUGCGCAUGACUCGACGGUGACCGAGGAAGAAACAGCCCUUGGACAUCAACAGCCACCAGAACGGCUGGGUAGUGCAACACGGAGAACUAGUACAGUGCAAGAGAGGAAUUAUACGCCGCGAACCGAAGCAAGAGCUGACGGAAAUGUAGGUGAAACAGCGGGGGCAACAGCAUCCGGUGGCUCGGUGUCUCUCCAGCAGGAACGAGAUGAAAUCGGGGCUGACUUUUUAGAAGAGGACCUUCUAGACGGGCCGAUUGUCAUCGACGGCUAUUGGGCGGAUACCGGUAUGAUUGACGAAGACCGCGAGGAACAAGUCCAGGCGGACCGCAUCCGUGAGGUCCAGAGGCAGGUUUCUCCCUAUUGGAACGGGCUUUACUUCGGGGGUGUGUGCUUCAAGAAGCAGCGGGAGGUGUUGCCCGAGAAGUGGGAGAUCGCAGCGGCGCGCGCGUGCGAAAUCUCGGUGCUGAGCAAGCGGCACAUGGCAAAGCUGGAAAAGCAGCGCCAGGAACGAGAACGACAGAAAACCGCAAUAAGAGCAGAUGAAGGUGGCACGAUGUUCAGGAACGAGCGAGGUUUUCCUGCGUCAGGAGGAGGAGCAGGAGAGGACAAUGAUAAUAUUAAACCUGCAAAAGGUGGUGGUCCUGCACUGUCAGCUGCCCUGGUGCCGGAUCGCUCGGAGAUGAUCAAGCAGAUAGAUCUUACGCCUCAUGGACUUCAACCAACGGGUCUGUCCGGCCAGCUGAUGCAUUUCAGGCACGGCUACAUGGACGUGGUGAUGACAUCCGGGACCGCGACCGGGAUCGCCGCGGAGCGGGCGAAGAUUCUGUCGAUGCUAUUACAGUGAAAAAUGCCCCCACCCCCAAAGUUGCAAGAAUUUGUGAUGCGGAUUUUCCAAAUGAAAACUUUUUGCCAUGCAUGAAAGGAGUAUGAGUCUUUGUCUUUCUGAUGCAGAGUCUAGGCGUAUAUCGCAUCGCUUGCAUGACAAGCGCUGCUCUUGCUGGGAUCUUUUGCAAUGCAAAUUUUUGCUAUUCACGAUUGGACAUCUGUGAUGCUGAUAGAUGCAAGAGGGCGAAUGUCUCAUUUGGAAAGGUUUGCAAUACAAAUGCUCCCAAGUUCGGGGGUGGGGGCAUUUUUCCUUUCAAUAGAUGCGGACCGGCGUCGGCCCGGAGAAACCCCUCGGCCUCGCCUCCGGCGUCACGCCGGAUAACUUGGCAGAGUACCUUUCCCUCGGCGUAGAUGUGGUUCUGGUGGCCACGGGGGUUUCCGACGACUUCCACGAGCUGUCCGAGGACAAGUUGCAAAGAUUGAUCGCCGCCGCGGUGGAUUUUGAUAGAAGUAGUUGUAAAACGGCCGCGUCCAGCACCGCGACCCCUCGAGGAGCGGAUUAUAUGACCUCGAAUUCACGCGGCCGCGGGCCCGAAGAACUGCAUUAUUUCCAAGAUGUUGGGGCUAGUGCGGAGGAAAUGAGCCGUGAGAAGUUCUCUUCCGCAGCGCGAAGAUCAUCCUCGCCGUCAUUUCAUCAACAUCCGCCGCAGCUUUGCGAAGACCAGCACGAACUUUUCUGGUCCCGCAUGGACAAAGAGGCGCUGAGGCACGGGCUGCCGACGCACACCGCCGUGGAGACGGCGAAUAGCAGGAAGUUCCCCUUCUCCAAAGUGCCGCGGUCCCUGAAGCGGCGCAAGCAGUUUUUGAUGCUGCAGUCGGAGAACGUGAAGGACAAUUUUGCGGGAGAGAAGAAAGAUUUUAACUAUGCGUGGCUGGACCCGAGUUCAUGCUGCGUGUCGAACAUGAACCACUGCGUCCAGGAGUGGGCCGUCCCCUUUUGCUUGGGCAGGAACACCAAGCCCAUCCACCUGGUAGCCGGCCCCGACGCCGCCGGCUUUUACUACGCCGGCGCCCUGGCGUCCUACUUGAACUGUGGGUUUCUCAGCCUGCGGAAGGAGAACAAACUGGGCUGCGCGACCGUGAAAGCCGAGUACUGGAACUACACGGGGAAGCGGAAUGUCCUGGAGUGCCGCCGCAAUUUCGACUUGGCCGGGCUGAACGUCCUGCUGGUGGAUCAGUGGAUUGAAACGGGCGGAACGGUCGACGCGUCCGUGCGCCUGCUGCAAAACGAACUGCGCUGCAACGUGCUGGGGAUUUGCGUCGUCGGCUGCGAGAGCUCAGGAUUUAAUAGGGAAGACAAGGACGGCGAAGGCGGUGAAAAGGGAGAACGCGGGGAGGUGGAGAUGAAUGCGACAAAUAUCGCGGAUACAAUAAAUGCUCGCUCGACUUCUAUAGAAGUACCCAAUGGUGUUGUAGUAGGUCCUCGCAUGGGGGCGGAAAUGAAAAGCCUGCCCAUUGUGCAAAACAUCCCUGCGUGUUUUCGAUCUUUCUUAAACACCCGAGAUCUUGUUGGGCUGAAAAGGGCAUUGCGGUCGUGAAGAUGGUAGGGGGGUCUUUUGUGCACGCGCAAGUUGUAGCUUUGUGCUUUUACUGAAUUUUCUUAGACGAGUGAAAAUAGAUGCGCGAGUCACUGAUUAUACAGCGAAAUAGGUGGGGUUUGCAUCUAUAAUUCUUCCCUUUGUCUGUAUCUUAAAGUCAGAUGAUUCAGCGAUAUGUACUUGUUCUCAACAAAUACAACCAAUUCGUACUGUCAGCAAUCUGGUGUUUCUGAUUUUGACUGACAACUAUGUUGUUCGCCUGUUUUCCAUCACAGGCACAACCACAUCACUUGUAUCUGUGUUCGUGUGUCGAACUCCA
This is a messenger RNA of Amoebophrya sp. A120, 4440 nucleotides long. The record is from the annotation of a GenBank genome assembly. Lineage: Eukaryota; Dinophyceae; Syndiniales; Amoebophryaceae.